This is a messenger RNA of Drechmeria coniospora, 804 nucleotides long. RefSeq lists its product as uncharacterized. The record is from RefSeq and is a predicted model, not a curated record. NCBI's taxonomy places the organism in Eukaryota, Fungi, Ascomycota, Sordariomycetes, Hypocreales, Ophiocordycipitaceae. The transcript is spliced from 2 exons. Bases 1 to 804 code for a protein of 267 amino acids.
AUGUUGAGCUCCAGCUUACGGGCCGCCGCGUCCAUAUCCGACACCUACACGCUGAGAAAAUCCCCCGAGCUCGUCGAGAAGCUUGUCAGGACCUGGUUGGAGAGUCCACACGUGGGCGUCGGUGACCAUGCGGCUGGAGUGAUCCAUCGCUUGCUGGAGAAUGAUUUGGACCUUGCCGGCGACGGUCCUUCCCGGGACUCGGAUACCAACGCCGAUGUCGGUGCCGCUGGUUUUUGGGACUUGAUCACUCAGCAGGAGCCUAUUCUCUCCAUCAUCCGAGAUCUCUGCUCCUACGAGUCAGCUUCCCAUCGAACAGAGCUGGACGUCACCAUCUCUCAGGGUCGCCUGUUGCAACUUCUUCCCCGCCUCGCCGUCCUCAACCUUGAAAAGUUGAUGCAGUCAGGCUCGCCGCACCUCUUUCCGCUACCCGCUCUGCCAGCAAUUUAUUCGGAUCCGAUGAUAGGUAAGGGGGGGCUUUUGCCUUGGGCAGCCUUGAACAUGAUUGACAAAUCGGACGAGAUUUUGUAUCGUAAUUUAAUCGCCUUCUUUCAGGAGUUUGUGCUCCUCAUGCACAAGGCAAGGCGCGAGCAGUCAUCAAAGCCUACAUCCAGUCCAAUGGAAAACGGCUCAGGUGCGGGACGUCAGCAAAGGGACGGGUCCGUGAAAUCCCUGAUCCAAGCGGCAUGUUCAGGAGACAGUUUGCUGCCUCGAGCCUUGCUCGCCGUGCCAGACGACAAUCUAGAAGAUGACUCUGCCGACUACCAGAAUGACCUGAAGGGUUACAUUUCUCAGCUACUCAAUUAG